Molecule: messenger RNA, 5820 nt
Organism: Condylostylus longicornis
Lineage: Eukaryota; Metazoa; Arthropoda; Insecta; Diptera; Dolichopodidae
Product: tetratricopeptide repeat protein 39B-like
Exons: 5
Coding region: 2462-4330 (622 amino acids)
Molecular function (GO): protein binding
Source: RefSeq, a predicted model, not a curated record
AAAUUUUUUGUUUAUGUUUUUUUUUUUCUUGAAAUUAUAAAUAUUGUUAUUGUUGUACUCCCCUAUAAACUUGUCAAGAGUGAAAAUAAAAAAAUAAGAGUAGAAAAAAAAAUAAACAUUUUAAUACUACACGCUGCUUCUGCUUAUGACAAUAGUAGAUGGAAAUUAUUGCAGAGCAGCUGGAGAAUUUUAUCGAUUUUCAAAAUACAUAUUAUACGUAUGUGUAUAAUGUAGCUAACAUAUAAAGUAAAGUAAAGUAAAAAAUAAAUUAAAAUCAAAUUCUCAGGUUCGUUGAUUUUCACAUAUCGUUGCAGACGGUCAGAAUAAAAAUUAUUCAACAAAGUGAAAAAAAAUAAAAAUAUAUGAAAAAACACUCAACUGUAAAAAAAAAAGUUAAGAACAAUCUUCAAGAAUCUGAACAUAAUUAAUAGUGUUUAAACAAAACAAUCAAAGUAAUUUACUCGUACUAAAAAGAACAACCAAUUGAAAGUGAUAAAAGUGUUAAAUUUUAAAACAAUUAAAAUAUUAAAUUAUAAAUGAAUAAUUUAAUGCCAAAGUACUCUUGAUAGAAUAGAAUACAAAAAAUAAAUAAAAAAACAUUUACUCAAAAUAUAAAGUACUUAAAUUUGUUUAAGAAUUGUGUAAUCACAAUAAGAACAAUAUUUCAUAAAGUAUUUACUAAUAAUAUAAUAACAAUAAUAAAAAGUAAUAACAAAAGUAUAAAAUUAAUAUUCUUAAACACAACAGUAUAACAAUAAUUUCGACAACGAAAAUUUAUUUAAAUUAUUAUUGAAUUACAUAAGUAUUAUACUUAAAUUGAAAGAAUAUUUUUUAUUUUUCUAUAAGUAUAACAAAAAAAUAUUCAAAAUAGAGAUCCAAAAUCUAUAUAAACAAAAUUGUUUACCAAAAAAAAAGAGAACAGGCGAAUGUACUCAUAAUUUUUAUCUAAAAAAUAUAAGGAUCUUUUUUUCUUAUGUAUAACACAAAAAUGUGAAUUUUAUAUUUACUUGACAAGGAACGAAAGGAGAACAAGAAAAAAACAUCAUUAACAAAUAAUAUUCUCACAUAAUAACAAUUAUUAUUUUGGAAUAUUUACAUAAAAAACCAAAAAUAUACAAUUGUACUUAAAGUAUUGAUAUACACACUUGGGUACAUACAUACAUUCUUUUAAGAAUAUUUUUAAUAUUUAGUGGAAAAUUAUUAAGCAAAAAAACAGAAAAAGAAAGAACGCACCGUUGUAUGUAAACAUUUAAAACAUAUUUAUACAAAAAAAAAGGAAUAUUAAAAAAAAAAAUAGUUCAAGUGGACAUGUUGAUAUUACAUACUUAAAAUCACAGCAUAUUAUAUAUUUUCUAUAUAAGUAUAUAAAUAUAUUCAUUUACGUAUAUAAAUAAAACUAAAUAUUAUAAAUACGGAAAUACGAACUUAUUAUAUAUAAAAUAUAUUGUGAGUUUAUGGAAAACAAAAAAAAAAAUUAAGAAGAAAUAUUAUAAAGCAAAGAAAUAAAAGAGAAAGGAACGGAAAAAAAAAUCCAAAAUGAAAUAAAAUCUUGUGAAUGACUCAACUCAACUGAAAAGAAACUGAAAAUUUUAUUGACAAAAAUAUUAUGUACACAUGUAGGUACAUAUUUGUAAUUCAUUUUGAAUAUACCUUAAAACACCUUAUAUUUAUAUAAACAUUGAAAUAUUCACCUACAUACAUACGUACGAGUUUAACAACAAUAUAUUAAAAAUACAGUGAAAGUAUAAAAUAUAUGAUUUAUAAAUAAUAAGUUGGAUUUCAAGAAUUUUUUGGUGUUUUUACAUACAUACAUAUACAUUAAUGGAAAUUCCUUAAAGAAUAUAAAAUAUAAAAAUUAUAUGUACACAAUAAGCAAUAUAAUAUAACAGUUCAAUAAAUAAUACAAAAGUAAAUAUCAAAAACAAAAUAAAGAAUAAUUAUCAACAUUUCUGGAGAUUUUUACCAUUAAUUUAAAUAUAAAAGAAUAAAAAUAUAUAUAUAUAUAUAUAUAUACAUACAUAUGUACUAUAUAUAUGUCAUAAUAAAUUAUAAAUCAACAACAGAAAGUAGAACAAAAUAUUAAAAUUAAAUUGGAUUUUUCGUUUUAGUCAUUCAACUCAACAGUAUACAAAUAAUAUUGUAACUAAAAAAAAACGAAUACAUGCCUAUAUGCUACCGAUAUACUAAUAUUAUUUAAAAAAAAAAAAAUACAUAAAUUAUAUCUUGGAUUUUUUUUUUUUUUUUUUUUUAUAAAAAAUAACAAUUUUAUUUUUCAAUAUAAAAAAAAAAAAUUUAGAGAAAAUUAAAAAUAGAAGACCGAUACAAAACGAAAAGGGAAGAACAUAAAGUAUUUUGUUUAUUUUUUAUAUUUUAAUUCUUGCAUAGAAGCACAACAUAAGAAAAACAAAAUUAUUAUUUAAAAACUCGAUUUGGAUCAAUAAAAUAAAGGAAAAAAUCAAACAUGAAGUCAGCAAAACAUGUACAUAAAAAUGACAAUACCACAGAUGGUCAACAAGCACCAUCAUCAAUACGUCGAUUAUCAAUUGAACGUCACGGUAGCCCUGGUACAUCAACAUCAAAUUAUAGUAAUACACAAAUACUUGAUGAUGAUGAUGAUUUUCAAGAUGCUGUUGAUAUUGAUGCACCACAAUUUGAAAUGGAUUUAGAUACGGCAUUAGAAGAAGCAAAAUUAGCUAUUAAUUAUUUUUUUAAUAAUAAAUUUGAUGAUGCAAGAAAUUUAAUGCAACCAUGGGCAAAUACAUCAAUGUAUCAUUCAAUUGGUGCAUGUGUAUUUGCAUUUCUUGAAGCAAUAUUAACAUUUGAACAACAGCAUAUACAAGAAGCAUCUGAAUCAUUAAAACGUUGUUUAAGUGUAUGUAAUCGUUAUAGAAGAAAAAAUACAAUAACAGAAUCAUUAGGUAAAACAUUCCGUAGACCAAAUUAUGAUCAAUAUACAGAAACCGAAGUACAUGCUGAAUUAUGUUCAGCUGAAGCAUUAUUAUUAAAAGCUAUGUUAACAUUUAUUGAAGAUGAAACUUUAAGUAGUUUAAUUAAAGGUGGUAUGAAAAUAAGAAAUUGUUUUAAUAGUUAUAAAGAAUGUGCUGUUAUAUUAAAUCAAAGAAAAUGGUCAUCAGAUAGUUCAAAAGCACAUUUUGAAAGUGGUGUACGUAUGGGAAUUGGUUCAUUUAAUUUAAUGAUAUCAUUAUUACCAGGUCGUGUUAUUAAAUUAUUAGAAUUUAUUGGUUUUUCUGGUAAUAAACAAGUUGGUUUACAAGAUUUAAUUGCUGGUUAUAAUUUACCUGGUAUACGACAAGUAUUAUGUGUCAUGCAAUUAUUAGGUUAUCAUUUAAUUGUUUGUUUCGUAUUAAGUCAUCAAGAAGGCGAUUUAGAUUUCUGUGAUGAAAUAUUAACAAAACAAUUAAGAACUUAUCCAGAAGGUGCAUGGUUCUUAUUUUUUAAAGGAAGAUUAGAAUUUAUGAAAGGAAAUUUAGAUGAAUCAAUUAAAUGGUAUAAAAAAUCAUGGCGAUCACAAAAUGUUUGGCCACAAUUUCAUCAUUUAUGUUUUUGGGAAUUAUUAUGGGUUAAUUGUUUAAAAUUAGAUUGGAGAGAAUCAAGUUUAUAUGCUGGUUUUUUAGUUGAAGGUAGCAGAUGGUCACGUACAAUAUAUUCAUACCAAAAAGCAGCAGUUUUAUUAAUGUUACAACCCAACGAAUUAAGUGAUUUAGAUCGUAAGACUAUAGAUUUAUUAAUGAAAGAUGCACCAGGUUAUAAACAAAGAAUUGCUGGUAAAUCAUUACCAAUGGAAAAAUUUAUAUGUAAAAAAUGUGAUCGAUUUUUUGCCCAAAAAAGAAAUUUAGUAUUACCUGCUAUUGAAUUAAUGUAUUUAUGGAAUAUAUUUAAAGUUGCCGGAAAACAUUUUCAUAUUGCUGAUGGUAUUUUAAGAAUAAUUGAUAAAAAAUUGAAUGAAUUACUUGAAAAAAAUAAGAAAGAACCUUAUGACGUUGACAAUAAAGCAUUAACAUUAUUAUUAAAAGGUGCAUGCUUACGUUAUAUGAAAAGUCCAUUACAAGCAAUUAAAUGUUUAGAACAAGUAAUAGCAUUUAAAUCAGAAAUUAAAGAAGAUACAUAUUUAAUACCAUAUGCAAUUGUUGAAAUUGGUUUAAUAUAUGCUGAACAAGGUCAAAAAGAUAAUGCUAUAGCUUGUAUGGAAGAUGUUAAAAAAAAUUAUACAGGAUAUUCAUUAGAAUCAAGAUUACAUUUUCGAAUACAUGCAGCUUUAACAGAUCUUAAAGGCAAAACUAAUGAAUAUAUAAAUCCAUUACAAGAUUAAAAUCUUCUUUCAUUUAUUUUAUGUACAAAAUAUACAUUAAUAAAUAUUUAAUACGGCUUUAUUGUAAAUUAAAUAUAUAUAUAUAUAUAUAUUUUAUAUUUAAAUAUAUAUAUUACUAUAUCUAUAUAAAAUUAAUAUUAUUAAUGUUAUCGCCUUUUUGAAAUAUGUAUGGAAAAUAAUAAUUAAAGCAAAACGUUUUGGAAUAAAAAAUCAUAAAUAAAUAUGAUUGUAAUUUAUAUUUUAAUAAGAAAAAAAUGUAAAUAAGUAAUCGUAAAUUGUAAUUGUUAAAAAUGUAAAAUUUUCACUACAAAAACUGAAAUAUUUUGUUACUUAAUUAUGUAUUUUUAAAAUUUCAAUUUUUAUUUUAUUUUAUUCUCAUGUUUUAUGAGAAAUUUUUUGUUUUAUUUUUUUUAGGAUUGUUUUGGGUUAUUUUUUGUUUUUCGUUCAACUAUCUAAAGGUUAAUAAAAAAAAAUAAAAUAUAUUCAAAAUCAAAAACAAAAUUUAAAAAAAAAAAUAAAGAAAAAAAUUAAUCACUUUUGAAUUUUAGUAAUUUACUCUCUUUUAUUUAUAAGUCCAGACGGAAAUUGCAAUGAAGUUUAAAAUUGUUGCAAAUUUAGAGCACCCAGAAAUUUACUAAACGUUGCAAUGAUAUUUUGAUAUACAAUAAGGGAAGCAAUGACAUAAUGUUUCAAGGGAUCAAAUUUAACAGUAGAUUUUCUAUCUACUCUUUAAUUUGGGAGUGAAAAUUCAACACAAACAAGUCUUUAAAAACAAAAUUUAGUAAAAAUUAAAAUAACAAAACUUUCAACAAAGUUGUUUAUAAAAAUAUAUGCGUUACGACAAUUUAUGCUGCAAUCUUGAAAAUAAAUUAAUAGAUUUUGCAAAUGAUUUGCAAUAGAAACACUGUAGAAAAGUGCCAUUUGUUCUGAACUUGAUGUUUAAAUGAGACAAUUUAAUUUUAUAAACAUCAUAUGCUCACCUCUUGCUCACUGACAAUUCCUAUCUAUUUACCCAGUAAUGAAUUUUUAAAAUCAAAUCUUCAAUUAAUUCUAUACCUAACCAUAUUUGCAUAUACAUACAUGAUUAAUUUUAAAAGUAUUAGUUGUAUUAUAACAGUGAUAUAUGAGAUGAACAGUUCAUGAGAAUUGUAACCUUAUGUCCUUAUCAUAAGGGCGCAUAUAUUGAAAAGAAUCAGAGAUCAUCUAAAUAAAUCCAUGUUAUUAAAUUUUUUUAGUAUAUUUUUGUACAAACAUUUUAUUUUCUUGUAUGGCUCAUUCUUCGUAAGAACAAAAUGAUCGCCAUAUAAACAUGGCACACAAUUAACAGGUACUGUCAAUAUCCUUAAAUAUUUUGACAAAAAGGAAUUCAAAAUCUUUGAAUUUCUAUUUAAUGAAAUUUAUUUAAGUCUAUGUUUGAAUAAAGCAUGGCUUAUUUUGUUUUAUUUUUUUGUUUUCGAAUCGAAAUACAUAUAUUGUUUUUAUUAAUCAUA